Porites evermanni is the source of this 3232-nucleotide messenger RNA. The record is from the annotation of a GenBank genome assembly. Lineage: Eukaryota; Metazoa; Cnidaria; Anthozoa; Scleractinia; Poritidae.
AUGUACUUAAAGGGAGAUUACAAGGUAAUUAGGUCUUCUCCAGUUAGUGUUUUGUAGGUUAUAGCUAUGUGCAUUCAUGGGCAACCCUAGGGCUCUUGACGAGUGGAAACAACAGUUCGUGGAUCAAUUUUCUUGUGAAAGUAAUCGAAUUGUUGUUCGCUAUUCUACUUUAAAAUUUCUUUUAUCUGAGAUACACCUAUCUGGAGUUAUUCUUUAGUUAGCUAGAGAUCUUUAUGGUCCGUCUACCGUAAAUGAUUUAAUAGACGCCCACUCUCAAAUAAACCCCUCUUAUCUAAUAAAACUAGGAAUAAGCGAAAUGAUGCAACAUCAUUCAAUUUAUUCAGUUUCUUGCGUGAUUAACAAGGUUUUGCGUAGUGUAUCGUGUUUAAUGUAAAGUUCAAAGUAAGGAUAGACUAACGAAUGGCAAAUCACUUACUCUGAAGGAGGAUUCUGAAAUAAAUUUUGAAAGAGUGGAUAACUAGACGGCGUACACGUAUCAAUUGAUGGAGUGCCCCUCUUGAUAAUUUCGCCCAUAGCAAUGCAGGGUGCUACCCAUAUAGCUACGAGAAUAAAUGCCUCUCUCUUUUAAACACCUCCUACCUAAUAACUGCCUCCUCCAAUCAUGGACCUCCAAAAUUAACUAAACGGCAAACUCAUGUUCUCGUUUGCAAUUGAUGGCUGUUUCUUAGGUCCACAUCAGUGAAGAUUCGUGCGUCCCUGAUCAUUGCUGCAUAUAUGCUCUGAGUGACCCCAAAGAUGAAUCCAUGAGGCAGAAAAGCAACCACGCCCAUGCUGAUCGCUGCAGCCAGUGUGAGGCCUUAGAUGAGCUCCUAGAUUCCAUAGAGAAAGUUGUUCAGGGUGCUAGUUUCUCCUUACCAGAAAAAAGAGAUGAAGCUCUCUACAUAUUUCAGCAUGUGCGACAAGCUAUCAUUCUGUGGAAGUGCCAUCAGAUACGCACCGUUAGACAGGACCAGGCACGCCUCGAAGUCCUCGACCGCCUAGACGAUAAAACCUUUCUUAUAACCAGUGACUGGGCGAUGAAAUUCUUACCCCAACACUUUAUAGAGACUCAAAGUGAUUGGUUCGGAAAGCGCGGGAUGUCGUGGCACAUCAGUGUUGUGGUACGCAGAGUCAGUUCGCAACUUCAAACCCAAACCUUUGUUCAAAUCUUACAGUCGAGUAACCAAGGUAGUUUCACCGUCGUUCUUCUCCUGGAACAUGUGUUACGUACGUUGAAGAGUGAACAUCCCGAGAUCCAGCAGGUGUACUUGCGACAAGGCAAUGCAGGGUGCUACCACAGUGUCACGACAAUUCUAGCCAUACCUGCUAUCCAGUCUUCAUCUGGAAUGCGUAUCCUUGCAGUAGACUUUUCAGACCCUCAGGGAGGAAAGGGUCCAGCCGACCGUAUGUCUGCUACCUGUAAGAAUCAUAUCAGAAGGUAUAUAAACGAGGGCCAUGAUGUAACGAAUGCGCAGCAGAUGAAAACCGCGAUCCUUUCCCAUGGCGGAGUCGAAGGCGUCAGAGUUGCAGUUGUUGAAGCUUCAAUUAACGAGACCCCAGAACAACGGAAGAUCCCUGGAAUAAAUAAACUUAAUAACUUUGAAUUUAAGAACGAUGGCGUCUUCGCUAGACGAGCUUACGCAAUAGGCAAAGGAAGGAAAAUCAACACAAAGCACGGACAAGGAGGUAGUUUUAAGGCUUUAUAUAUAAAAAUAUGUAUUUCCUUUCGAGUAUAAAUGAUUAUAUUUACAAUAGUGCUGCCUUGCACCAAAGCACCUGUACGUGCAAAGGGAAUAUAGAAAGGUUCAAAGGGUAUGAGCUAUUUGCUCUUUCCAAGGUGCCUUUUACAUCUUGACAUGUUUCAGCUUAAAGUAAGCUAGAUUAAUUCAACAAUUAUUGAACAAGGCUGGAAAUAUGCAGAAGGCGGAAGUUUCUUAUCGUCAGAAUAUGAAUGCAUGGAACUUUUUUCUCAAAAAAGGAGACACAUGUGUUACAUCCAACGAGCAUGAAUAUUCGUACAUACGUUCCGUUCACUUUUAGUCAAUAAUUCAGCUAUUUUCUCUUCGCACAUAGCCAUGAUUUCUUUCGCGAUUUUCUUGUGUUCUACAUUUAUGCCAAAACAGCGAUAGAUCUGCCGUGCUGCUGCCCGCAGCACGGCAGUGAUUGAAUAUAGGCGGCAUUUUCCGAAAAUGCAUUGGUUAACGCCAGCUAGUGAUGUAGGUAAGUCGGGUGAUUAAAGUUAAUCAUAAACGGCGAAUAUAUAUUAUAAAUUAAUCAUAAUUUUUAUUUAAGCUGGUGUUUCGUUUCAGACUCAAACAUGUAUUCGCUAAGGGCGCCCUUUUCGAACGGCGAUUUCAAAUCGCUUAGCAAGCAGUCUAAGCCAGCAAGGGAAUCCCAACCUGAAGAACAUGCAGCCGCAAAUAAUCCACUCGAGACACGCCCAACGGCAACCUACAGCUGCCCACAAGAUGGCUGCACUCGUGUAUUCCAGCGACAUUGCGCACUGGAAAACCAUUUGAGUUUUGAGAGAUGCUCAAAGUCUGUUGAAAGAGCGACACUUCUGGACCGUGCCAAAACAGAAUACGCCACACGCCUUUUGGAGGGAGUUGGCAAGAUUCCAACAUUGCCAAACACAUCGGGGACUUCAGCCUCAACAUGUACAGAACGAUUACAAGAGGGUUGGGCCUUAAAGCAAAUGAAGAAGCCAUAUCGUUUCAGCGACAAGCAGAAGUCGUACUUGGUUGAAAAGUUUAAUAUUGGGCAGGGUACGGGCCGAAAAGUGGAUCCAGAGGUGGUUGCAAAAGAAAUGCGAAGAGAAAAAGAUGAAAACGGUGUGCGCCUAUUUACAAUUUCAGAAUUUCUUACUCCCCUCCAAGUGUCAUCUUUCUUUUCAAGGCUGGCGGCAAAGGUACGACAGCAAACAGUUGGUGAACCAGUACUCGAGGAAGAGGACAUCACAGCGGCUAACGAGGAGGAAAACUUCGUCACCGCACGGCAAUCAAUUUUGGCAUCACUAAACUUGUUCCAUCCCAUAGUUUGUGGCCAAAAUAAUUUGUGCGAGUUGGUUAGGCGAAACACCCUCUCAAAGUUGAAAUUGGAUGAGCUGCAAUGCUGUUGUGCGGAGCUUGGCCUACCUGUCCCUGUUCCACCAGUACGGCGGAAAGCUCCAUACGUUAACCUGUUGAAAGAGCUUGUCAAGGAAUGCACCUGCAUGGAUGUCGAGUCACCCUAG